AUGAUACUUCGUAUUCCAUUUAGAAUAUUUUCGAAGACAUCACCAUAUGAAAAUCCACCUCGUGCUACACAAUAUGAAACACCAAAACGCAUGGAUAAUCUUCAAGCUGAUGUUAAUCAAGUUGUUGGUAUUAUGAAAGAUAAUCUUGAAAAAGUACUUGAACGUGAUGCUAAUUUAGCUGUAGUUGAAAGUCGAACUAAACGUGGGGCAUCACAAUUUACAAUAAACGCAAGAAAUUUAAAAAAAAAAUAUUGGUGGAAAAAUAUUAAAAUGUGGACUAUUUUAAUCAUUAUUAUUAUCGUUUUGAUUAUUGUCAUUGUCGUUGCUGUUACACAAUCAGUAAAAGGCAACAACAACAAUAAUAAUAAUAACAGUAAUCAAAAUACUACCAGUGGAAAAUAA
Messenger RNA from Rotaria sp. Silwood2, 402 nucleotides. Lineage: Eukaryota; Metazoa; Rotifera; Eurotatoria; Philodinida; Philodinidae. The record is from the annotation of a GenBank genome assembly.